Molecule: messenger RNA, 3316 nt
Organism: Seminavis robusta
Lineage: Eukaryota; Bacillariophyta; Bacillariophyceae; Naviculales; Naviculaceae
Source: the annotation of a GenBank genome assembly
UCUAGCUAGAGAACAUCGGGAGGCAUCCAUGGUUCUUUCUCAAGUGGAUUGUUUCUAAUUCUGGCACAAGACAACAAGCAAAGAACCAUAACAGCCAUCACCACCAAACAGACAACACAAUUACAACAACACUAAUACUAAUACUCCAAGUUGUGUCUAGCCAGCAGCUAGCUACUGUGUGGAUAGCUAGACUAGCUAUCAAUAGCACUCAAGUCAGUCCACCAUGGAUCCCAACAACAGCAGCAACACCAACACCACCAACAACGCAGCUUCUAGCAACGCUGCUUCUAGCGCUGUGGAUCUGAGCAGUUCAGGGUUCGCUCAAGCCUUUCUUCAAGCUCUCGGAAUCCAAAAUGCCGACAAUGGCGCUUCUUUGCUCGCGGCGGCCGCUGCUCCUAGCAACAACAACCACUUCAACAACAACCAAUACAACUCUCUCACGUUACAACCACAACAACCACAUCCACCUCAUCAGCAACAAGCUCCUGCGCCUCCACCACCACCAGCAGCUUCCUUGCCUUCGAAUAAUUCUUGGAACAACGCGCCGGUAUCGACGUCAUCCGGUACUCAGUCGGCCGUGCUUCCAGCCGCGCUCCCAGGAAUGCCGUCUACUGCGGGACUCAAAACCACGGGAUUGCCUCCUGCUUCGUUGGGCAUGCCACCCAACACAAACACAAACAGCACCUCCAAUGCCAACGGAGUACCAGUACAAGGCAACCACAACCACAACGACACUACUCUCGCCACUCUUUUGGAGCUACAGAAAACCUUUAUUCCACAAGAACUACAGACACUCCUGGACGCAAGACAGCGAGGAAAUCUUAACAAUGUCACUGUACCAGUAGCUGCAACUGCAACCAAUCCCGCUCCCCCCAAUGCAGCAUCCCUCCCGCCACCUGCUGCUUCGAUGACGACCGAAAACACCAGCUUUUUCACCACGGAAAGCCUCAUCGCGGCAAGCUUUGAUGCACAAACCCUCGAUGAUCAGGUCGCCGUCUCUAUGCUUCUCAAGGAAAUCAAACAAGCCUUGAAAGUCUGCCUGCAGAGGAUUGCCACAGUGGUCAACAACAAUGACGAGAGAGUCCAAGUCAUUGACGAACUACAAAGGCUUUCCGAUAGAGAAAAACAUCUAGAACAAGUUCUCGCACUCAAGACACAGCCGCAGAACUUGACGCUACAGCAGUUACUUGGACAAAAAAUGCCUUCCACAAACACUGCCACCGAUGCAGACAGAAACGCUGCAGCGGCAAGGCUCGAACGCAUCUUGAAGGUAAACCCAGCUGCUUCGGCCGCCAUUAUGCAGCAGAUUGGUGGCACCAAUACUGUUGCAGCUGCUACCCCAAGCAUCAACCCGCCCACAGCCAAUGGAGCUCUAGCGGAGCUGCAGCGGCUCCUACAGCAGCAACCACAAACACAUAAUGCUGCUGCUGCUGCUGACAAUCUCAAGAGACCACCUCCUCCGGCCCCUGUUGCUGCGUUGCCCUCGGCAGCCGCAACCUCUGCAAGUGGCCUGCCAUCCACAUCCGCCACAUCACCACCGGUAGCCUCGCUCAAUCCGGCUCCUGCUCCUGCUCCUAGUAACAACCACGCUGGCAAUGCUGGUAGUGUCGCUGAUCCUAUCGCGCAAUUGCAGAUGCUCAUGCAACUGCAACUGCAGCAAGCAUCUCAAUCGCAGCAAACACCUGCCGGAAUCUUCGCAAACCAGCUGCAGCAGCAAAACGCUGUCGCUGCCCAACCACAGCUACAUCAACAGCAACAUCAACAGCAGCUUGCAAGCAUCCCCAACGGCAAUGCUCUCUCCAACUUCAACGUGGCUGCGUUGGCGGAGCUUUUGCAACGUCCACAGCAACAGAACCUUCCACAGCAACAGCAACAGCAACCGCAGCAGUUGAACCCCGUUCAAAACCACCAGCAGAAUAUCUCGCAAGAAACACUCAUGGCUCUGCUGGCAUUGCAGCAGCCUGCACCACAGCAGCAACCUGCACUCCCGCCACCAGCACCACCACAGCAGCCGCAACUACUGGGGCUAGCCGCUGCGGGCGCGGCAUCAGCACCAGCUGCAAAUGCUGUCGCCUCAAACCAAGAAGCAGUCCAGCUCCUGACAGGGUUGCAGCAGGCAACGUUGCAAGGUAACCCCCCUCCUGCCGUUGCUGGUGCUGCUCCAGCUGGAGCUGGAACAUCCAGUGUCGAGCAAGAGGCAUACUUGUUGACACGACUUCAGGCUCGUGCGCAGCCACAUGCACCGGCCCAACUGCACAAUGCACACCCUCAAGAAGCUGCAGUGGAAUACGAUGACGAUUACGACGAUGAUGAAGACGAAGAAGAUGAUGAAGAAGGAGCUUCGUCGGCACCAAAGAAGCGCAGGCGAGGUCGAACUGGUACUUUCCCACAGAAAAUGCACAACAUGUUGGAAGAUCUGGAAAAGAACGGGGAGUCCCAUAUCGCCUCCUUUCUCCCGCAUGGCAAGGCAUUCGCGAUUCAUCGAAACAAGGACUUUGUCAAGUUCGUCAUGCCCAAGUACUUCAAUAUGGGAUCGUUCGCAUCUUUUCAACGCCAGUUGAAUCUAUACAACUUUAAACGAAUCAACGAGGGGCCUGAUCGUGGAGCCUACCGCCACAGAGAGUUCAUUCGUGGCCAGCCUCUCCGGAGCACGAACAUGAGACGAACCAAGAUCAAGGGAGCGGCUGCCAGAAGGAGGGGCCGAAGGUCCAAUUGUUCUUAAGGACAGCCACCAUCAGUGAUUGGGUGGUUUCUCUUGUCGACUAGCGGUACUAGCAGCUAGCUAGUUAGCUGCUAGUAUUAGUAGGUUUCAAGGCUCAUAGGAGCACAUUGGAUCAUCAUUGCAAAGAUUGAAAUUGGAGAGACCGGCCAAUACAAGAACUAGAAAACAACUUCUUUUUUCGACCAGAAUGGCGACGGAAGAGCUGCACACAUCCAUGAGAAUAAUCAAAGCUGUUGAUAUUUACAUGUACGAACGAACCGGCAGGUUUUGUAUGUGGGAAGUGGUACAGUAGUAGGUUUGUACAGAGUUCUACACAGACCGACCGUUAAAUACAAAACCAGCCGUUAAUCGUUCCCUUAAAAACUGACCUGCUACUUAGGGCCGGCUGUGCCCCAUCGGUCUCCGGCCUGACUAAGUAACUGACCAUCGGGCUGUCGGGCUUGCGCCCUCUCUUAAGCCCUCGGUCAGUUACUUAGGCAGACCUCCGACCUUGGGUCCCUGCCUCAAUCCCUAAGUAAGCCGGUCUGUUUUUAAUAAGACUGUAUUCUCGCAAGUCUUUUGCGUUUGCGCUAGAACUAGAAAACAACUUCUUUU